Messenger RNA from Diversispora eburnea, 357 nucleotides. Lineage: Eukaryota; Fungi; Glomeromycota; Glomeromycetes; Diversisporales; Diversisporaceae. The record is from the annotation of a GenBank genome assembly.
AUGCCAAUUUACCAAUAUGAUAGAUCAAAAGAAAAUAAUAAUGAUUUAAUUCCUCCUAAUAUUUUGACCCAAUUACAAUCACCAUCAUCACCAACAAGUAAUAAAAAUAAUAAUUCAACAAUAAUAAUAAGUAGAGUAAAUACUCCAAGUACUUCAACUUUAUCAGGAUUAACAAAAAAUAUAUCAAGACAUUCUUCACCAAAAUUUGAAUCCGUUCCAAGAAUUCUAACUGGUUUUACUGCUCAAGUACAAAGUAGUGAUUCUCCUUUAAGACAAGAAUUUCGAAAUUCAAUAAAGAAACUCACCACAACAAAGAACAAUUAUAAUAAUGGUGACGGCGACAACGAUGAUGACAUU